Messenger RNA from Scomber scombrus (Atlantic mackerel), 7164 nucleotides. It is a transcript of the gene mpripa, whose product is annotated as myosin phosphatase Rho-interacting protein. NCBI's taxonomy places the organism in Eukaryota, Metazoa, Chordata, Actinopteri, Scombriformes, Scombridae. The record is from RefSeq and is a predicted model, not a curated record. Gene Ontology annotation, cellular component: actin cytoskeleton. Bases 713 to 4408 code for a protein of 1231 amino acids. The transcript is spliced from 24 exons. Gene Ontology annotation, molecular function: actin filament binding. Gene Ontology annotation, biological process: actin filament organization.
CUGCGUUUCAGUGCCAGCUGGAAGGGUGCUACGACGGACGGGACCCGACACUAUGGACCCAACGGCGUGACAGCUGAGUCGAUGGCGUUGCUUAAGUUGGAUAAUGUUUUGCCUUGAAGCGUGAUAGUAUUAACGUGAUAUGCAUUUAACGGCAAUGAGUGCGGUAUUACUUGUUAGAUAGGAAAACGAGAGAGAAAGAGGAGAGAGAGAGCGAGAGAGAGCGAGAGGGGCCAAAGUGGACUCCCUCCGUCGGUUGUGCCGUUCCGCCCGAUGGAGGCUGACGGGACCUUUGCAGAGAACUGGAGGCCCGGAAUGUCACCUGUGAAACGUCCACACCUGGCUGUACAACGUCAUUAAAGCAGGACACUUGGCUUUUGACGACUUAUUGGACAACUUCUCAGCUCGAAUUCAUUAACAAAAAGUUCGCAGGUCGACGUUAAGCUGCGAGAGGCAACCCCUCGAGCAAGAUGACCAUGAUAGAUAUCACUUAAAGAGGGGUUACUCACCGCCUCAGGUAAAGAUAUUACAGGUGAACAACACGCUGCAGCCUGUUUAUUGGACAUCAGGUUUGUUCAAUAAAGUUGGCAUAUCUCGCCACCUGUACUAAGUUGACUCACUGUCCCCUCGUUUUGCUCCGAGAACGGAUCGGUCGUGUCUCUCGAACAAUUAAGGACUUCUUUCUGGACAUUUCAUCAAGUUUUCCACAUCAACCAUGUCAUUCAAAGAGAACCCCUGUCGGAAAUUUCAAGCCAACAUUUUCAACAAAAGUAAAUGUCAGAACUGCUUUAAGCCCCGGGAAUCACAUUUGCUCAACGACGAAGACUUAAAUCAGGCAAAACCUAUAUACGGAGGAUGGUUGCUGCUUGCACCCGAGGGAACAAAUUUUGACAAUCCUUUACACAGAUCCCGGAAAUGGCAGAGGAGGUUCUUCAUUCUUUACGAACAUGGCUUACUUCGCUAUGCUCUGGACGAAAUGCCCAGCACUCUGCCCCAGGGUACAAUCAAUAUGAAUCAGUGCUCCGAUGUCAUCGAUGGAGAGUCCAGGACUGGUCAGAAGAACUCGCUGUGUAUCCUGACCCCUGACAAAGAGCACUUCAUCCGGGCUGAGUGUAAAGAAAUCAUAAACGGAUGGCAGGAGGCUCUGACGGUGUAUCCCAGAACCAACAAGCAGAACCAGAAGAAAAAACGCAAGGUUGAUCCACCCACUCAACAGGGUGGAGUCACUCCAAGCCAGUGUUUUUCCACUGAAGACAUGAUUGGACACCCAGAGCCUGGCCCCGCCAAGGUGACAGUGACCAGCAGCAGCAGCGGAGGCAGCAUCCCGUGCCUGCCCAGCAGCAUCGCCAGUGCUGAGCGUGUCCCGAUGAGCCGCGCCACUCUGUGGCAGGAGGAGAGCCGCUGGAGCAGGGCCACCAUCCCCUGCAGCCGCAGUGCCUCCUGUCUCAGCCAGCUGAGCCAGAGCCAACCAGACUCCAGUAUCACUACUCAAGAUGAUGGUGGCACCAUGAGCACUGGACGCAAGGUACGAGUGGAGAGCGGUUACUUUUCCCUGGAGAAGACCAAGUCGGAGCCCUCUCCACAGCCUGCACAGCAUUCCCAGCCGCCUCAGCAUCUACCCCUGUCCUCUUCAUUAUCUUCCUCCUCAUUAGGAGCUCCCAGUCCCAGGUACAACUCUGAGUCAGAACCCCAAACUUCCCCUUAUCAAUCCUCCCAAGAUCCUCUCCCCUCUCCAGGUGCCCUAAUUUCCCCCAGCUACUCCACCAUCAGCUCCUCCCAGAGCUCGCUGGACUCUGAACCCAGCAGUAGUACACCAGCCUGGGAGGGCCGCGGCGGUGGUGGAGGUAGUACCAGUAGUGUCAGUGGAGGAGGAGGCAGACCGGGCCGGUCUGGCAGGGAAUACGCAGCGCUGUCUGACGUGCCACGGGCUCGCAAGCUGAGCUACCGCGAAGCUUUCCGUUCAGACAAAAAGCAUCAAGAGCUGAGGGCACGCACACGCAGUCCUGGCAGAGAGGAGGUGGCUCGGCUGUUUGGGGAGGAGCGCAGGCGUUCUCAAGUCAUCGGCCGAUUUGAGGAGGGUCAACCUGUGGAGCGUAUGGACACCAGCAGCUCCAAUGAGCUGACCUCCAACAUCACGCUAAUCCAGAGACAAGGCCGCAGCGAGAGACGCUAUCUUUCUAACAAACAUGAGUUGUCACUGGAUGCAGGAAAGGACCGUUCAGUCCCUGAUGUGUCCAGCUCCAAUUUUGCCAAUUUAAGAAGAGCUAAGUCACUGGACCGCAGAGUCACUGAGUCCUCAAUGACUCCAGAUCUGCUGAACUUCAAAAAAGGAUGGAUGACCAAGCUGUAUCAAGAUGCAGUGUGGAAGAAACACUGGUUUGUCCUCACAGAUCAAAGUCUAAAGUACUACAAGGAUUCAAUAGCUGAAGAGGCUUCAGAACUGGAUGGUGAGAUUGACCUUUCCACAUGUUAUGAUGUCAAAGAGUUCCCAGUCCAGAGGAAUUAUGGCUUUCAAAUCCUGUAUAAAGAUGGAGCAUGCACCCUGUCAGCCAUGACCUCUGGAAUCCGUCGUAACUGGAUUCAGGCCAUCAUGAAGAAUGUGCGACCCAUCAUUGCCCCUGAUGUCACCCGAUCCCUCCCAGAGGAGAAGAUAAAAGCUCAAGUCACGCUAGAGCCGUGUCUACAGGCCACCCCUGAGUCAAGCCCCAGUCCUGAAUCACCCAAGAUUGAUGUCAACAGACAGCCAGCUGGCAACAAUGCUUCCACCCCUCCCUCUGAGCAACGAAAAAGCAGAGUUCGCGAGCGUAGACGAGAGGGCCGCUCAAAGACCUUUGACUGGACUGAGUUCAAAAUGGAACAGACAGAAAAGCCUGUGAAAGAACGGGCAGACACAGUUGACCUCAGCUCAUCGUUCUCCACAACCUCCUCCUACUGCUCACCCUCCUCUUCCCCUUCCUCAUUAGCGUCCUCUCCUGUCUCUACCUCCUCCCUCCAAACAUCCUCUUUAUCAAGUGCUCACCCACCUUCUAUGACAGAAGAAACAGAAAAGGAGAAUAUAAGGAGAGUUAUCCUUCCACACAGCCCAACCAGUGCAACCCACAUGCCAAAUACGGUUACUGUUACCUUGACGUCCACAUUAAACACUACAUCACCAGUACAGCCAUCAAUACCUAAAUGCCAAGAGCAGGGAAAGAUGGAGGUAGACCACCCUGAAGCUGUGCAUACUGCUAGUAAAGACAAGAAGGACAAGAGAACCCCAGCUGUCCAGGAAGAGAUUGAGCAGCGAUGGCAUCAGGUGGAGACAACACCGUUAAGAGAGGAGAAGCAAGUGCCCAUCACCACAGCUGUAGGAAACUCUGGUAACUCUGACCGAUUGCCUGCACAUGAGCUUGCAGCGCUACUAGACAAAGAGUUGGGACAAAAGCAGAAGGAGCUGGACCGACUUCAGAAACAGAACAACUGUUUAAAAGAGCAGCUAGAAGAUGCUCUCGGGAGAGAACAAAGUGCCAGAGAGGGCUAUGUAUUGCAGGCCACGUGUGAACGUGGCUUUACAGCAAUGGAAGAAACACACCAGAAGCUGAUUGAAGACCUCCAGAGGCAGCAUCAGAGGGAGAUUUCCAAACUUAUGGAAGAGCGAGAGAGGCUAUUGGCUGAGGAGACUGCUGCUACAAUUGCUGCUAUUGAAGCGAUGAAGAAUGCACACAAGGAGGAGCUGGAGAAGACCCAGCGCUCCCAGCUGAGUGGACUGAACUCUGAUAUUGAUGAACUUCGAUUACAAUAUGAGGAGGAGCUUCAGUCCAUCCACAGGGAACUGGAGGUGUUGUCAGAGCAGUACUCUCAGAAAUGUCUGGAGAACGCUCACCUGGCCCAGGCACUGGAGGCAGAGAGGCAGGCCCUCAGACAGUGUCAGAGAGAGAAUCAGGAGCUGAACGCUCACAACCAGGAAUUAAAUAACAGGCUGACUACAGAGAUCACUCGGAUGCGCUCUUGUUUCAGUGGUGAAACUGCAUUGUCACCACUUACCCACGGCAAAGAUGUUUAUGAACUGGAGGUGCUGCUUCGAAUUAAGGAGUCGGAGAUCCAGUAUCUUAAACAGGAAAUCCACUCUUUGAAAGACGAACUGCAAUCUGCUUUGAGGGACAAGAAAUAUGCCACAGACAAAUACAAAGAUAUCUAUACAGAGCUCAGCAUUGUGAAAGCAAAGGCUGACUGCGACAUCAGCAAACUGAAGGAGAAGCUGCUUAUCGCCACAGAAGCAUUAGGCGAGAGGUCUGUUGAUGGAACAGUUACAUCUGGAUACGACAUCAUGAAAUCAAAAAGUAAUCCAGAUUUCCUGAAAAAAGAACAAUCCAGGCUAUCAAGAGGACUAAGGUCAAAGUCUGUCAUUGAACAGGUCUCAUGGGAUAGCUGACACUCCCAAUGUGGGGUGACUCUCCCCCCCCCCAAACCCCACCCCAAGAUGUGCUGUAGGUAUAGCAUUUUGUAGAGCAAAGCAUGCUCGUCCUUGCAUGAUGUCCCCUCCCCUCUCCUCACAACCUUUCCUUUUGCCCCAACCUGCACCUCUAAGAGCUCUGUUAAAUAUUUCAGGUGGUUGUUAGCAUUAACAGUUCUUAGGAGAUGGUUUGCAAACAGUAGCUUAGAAUUACUACAUCUUGCAAAAACCCUACUCAUUACAUGCCUCACCCAAACUGUAAGCUGAAAAAUGUUGGCAGCAUCUAAUGAAACUGUUCUCUCAAAAUAGACCUAGUUGAGCAGUGGGCCCAUUCAUAUUUACUGUCACACACACUUUGCUCCAGAUUUAGCAUGCACACUACUUUCUGCUAAUAAUCCCACAAUGCAAUGUUCCACAUUUUAAAGAUGCGAAAACUAUUGUGGUGCAACUUGACAGCUGAUGGUGAUGACACAAAAUGACGAUGGUUAGGUAGUGUCCAAAAACUAACGGUAAACUAUUUAGUGUUUACCAUAAAGGCAUUAGUGAAUGAGUGAAUAAGGUAGGGAUUUUGGACACAGCCUCAGAAUCCUGAGUUGAAGUCAGAACUCAAAUGCAUUUUUCACGUGUCCCUAAUGCUCUUCAGUAGUAAACCAGCCUGGAUUGCAGGAUAAACUUAGCUCUGAGUACUGCUUCAAAGCAUUAUAAGAAGAAGUGUGCAUCAUGUUGGCACUUUUCAUAUGUAGGUAAUACCUGGCAGCAUGUGAACACACUUCAGUGCUCAGAACAACAAGUGUUGGUAUUUGGGCAGACCCUGGCCACCAGCUGACAGGCACAUCUUAGCCUAUAUCUUGUUUGGGUCUGCAGUAGGAGUUUAAAUAUCAAUGUUGAACUCAGAUGGUGACAUAAAAGAAUGAGAGCUAACUUUUCUUAUGCAACUCAUAUAUUCAAUCUCAUGUGUUCCUACAUCGUUUUGUUCUGUCAGUGUAAAAAACCUAUUCUAUAAUUGUUGUCUUUUUCUGUUUGUGAGUCUUCACAUGUUUAUUUGUUGUUUGAUCAUUCAUUAUUGUUCACACUCAGCAGUCAUGCUGGUGUGGCCAAGUUGCAUGAUAUUCCAGCCUAACCACUUCUUCCUGUACGUCUUAUAAUUUGACCUGAAUUAAAGUACUGUAUGUUGUCAAGAGCAGGAAUAUGUCUGUGAUGGACAGCUGCUUAGUGUAAAACCAUAACAGAUCAAUACUGUCAAGUUUGUGGUGGGUUGUUUGUGUUUUUUGUUGAUGUUUUUAAAGCUCCUCUCUACCCACAUGUUGCCCGUAUCAUCUGUUUUCUUUCCUUUAACAGAGCCUGAAAGAGGGACUAACUGUGCAGGAGUGCAUGAAGCUUUUUGAGGCGAAAGAUUCCAAAAAGAUUUAAAUCUCAAGAAUCUUAUGUUUCUUUUGUUAUUCCUGGCCUUGGUUUUUGACCUGAUUGCCAUGGCUGUGCCAGCAGCAGCUGAUGACUCUCUUAGGAAAUGGGGGAAAAAAAGGUCAAUUCUAAAACUGGACCUGCUGCUUUCAUGCCUCUGAUAAGUUGUCAUAUUUUUAUUUGAUAUUCUUUUUAUUUCAUGGAAAAAAAGUUUUACUGAAUGAAUCUUGUCUAAGUUUCUUUAAAAACACAGGUAUAUAAUCUGUCUAAGGUGGAGAUGUGUCAAAUAAGCUGUGAGAGGGAUACAUGGCAGCAUUUUGUUUUUUAUUGAUCCUCCAAAACGCCAAAACAGACAGCAAUACACAGUAUGAAUAAUAUAUAUUUCCCAAUAUGGAUUAAGUAUCUGCUGUAUUUUAUUAUUGUUACAAUUUCUAUAUCUAAUAGUUUUUAAUGUGUUUAAUGGUGCACCUGUUCUGUUGUACAUAACUACUGGAUAUAUGUAAGAGUAUGGUUUGCUAUUGAUUGUGUGGGGCAUCUGCUGUACUAUAACUAGGGUUUGAUUGAUAGUGGAAAACAAUGUGAUGCUUAACUUGCUUAUGUAUGAGAGUUUUAUAAAGUGGAGUGUCUGUGUGUGAAGGGGGAAAAGCAGGGUGGGAUUGCACUUAUCACUUGACUACUUGAGGAAGCUUCUUUUUUUUUUUUUGUCUCAAAUUGGUGUAGUGACUUCAAGUCAAUUAUUGCAGUGCAACCAAACAUCAUGACUUCUGUCAAACUUAGUGAACAGCCGUGACUUGUUAGUGAUUACUGGAUUAUUAUUUUUAAGUUUCUUAAAACCUGGAUUUGUGUUUGCUCAGUUUUGACUUGAUGUGUGAGAGUAUCAUCUCAAAAAAACUAUUUAGGACUUUGCAUGACUGUACAGUAUAAUUUGAAUUGCAGAAUGAUCAUGUUGCCUCAUUUUCCUACUUUAUGCUUAGUGUGAAACUCUUAACACUAAUAAGCUUUGCUUUGCAAGUCCUACUGUUUAGGUGUUGAGAUUGAAAUGUUUUACUGUAAGCGGCAGUCUUGAAGCACUUGGCCCAAUCCCUCGACCUCUCACUGAAAUCUAGUCGUGCCUCAACUGAGUGAAGAAUAUAAACAUCCAUGAAACCUGUGCAGCUAUGGAAACACACUGUAUAGUAUUCAAACCACGCCUUGUAUAUACGUAUGCCACACGGAAGACUUCUGUGUUUUUGUUUUAAACUUGUACCUUGCUCACUAGCUCUAUAUAAAAUAUAUAUGAAUAUUUUUUAUUUUCAUUUGAAUGUAUAACGUCAAAUAAAUGAAGUGUUUGGAAA